This is a messenger RNA of Numida meleagris (helmeted guineafowl), 3853 nucleotides long. It is a transcript of the gene TSPAN14, whose product is annotated as tetraspanin 14. The transcript is spliced from 9 exons. Gene Ontology annotation, biological process: protein localization to plasma membrane; regulation of vascular endothelial growth factor signaling pathway; protein maturation. Gene Ontology annotation, cellular component: membrane. The coding region runs from base 234 to 1046 and encodes 270 amino acids. NCBI's taxonomy places the organism in Eukaryota, Metazoa, Chordata, Aves, Galliformes, Numididae. The record is from RefSeq and is a predicted model, not a curated record.
CCUGGCGGUGCAUUUCCGCGCUGCUCGGCACACGGCAGCUCGCAGGAGGUGACGAGGUUCUGUGUGGGGGUACUGGUGGCUGUGGUAGGCAGGGUCCGGCGGUGGUUUAGCCGUGCCCAUGGACUAGCCGAGGUGGCGGAAGGACUCUGGAGCGUGCCGAACGUCGCCUCUCCCUCCUUGCAACUUGGCGGAACUUGGCGAGCAGCUGCCGCCUGGACACUGUGUUGUAGAAGAUGCACUAUUACCGAUAUUCUAAUGCAGAAGUCAGCUGUUGGUACAAAUACCUGCUCUUCAGCUACAACAUUGUCUUCUGGCUAGCUGGCAUGGCAUUCCUUGCAGCUGGACUGUGGGCAUGGAGUGAAAAGGGUGUGUUAUCUGACCUAACAAAGGUGACUGGUCUUCAUGGUCUGGAUCCGGUGGUGCUCGUCUUAGUCGUGGGAAUAGUGAUGUUUACUUUGGGGUUUGCUGGUUGUGUGGGAGCACUGAGAGAAAACAUCUGCCUUCUGAAGUUUUUCUGUGGAACAAUUGUGUUUAUAUUUCUUUUGGAGCUGGCAGUGGCAGUUCUGGCUGUCUUGUUCCAGGACUGGGUGAGAGACAAAGUCAAAGAAUUCUUUGAGAAUAACAUUAAGUCCUACCGAGAUGAUAUUGACCUCCAGAACCUCAUUGAUUCACUACAGAGAAUUAACCACUGCUGUGGUGCCCAAGGUCCAGAUGACUGGGAUUUCAACAUAUACUUUAACUGCAGCAGCGAAAGCAAAAGUCGUGAGAAGUGUGGUGUUCCUUUUUCCUGCUGUGUACCUGAUCCUGCUCAAAAAGUUGUGAAUACACAGUGUGGCUAUGAUGUCAGAAAGAAGAGCAAAAGUCAAUGGGAUGAUCAAAUUUUCAUCAAAGGUUGCAUUCUUGCUCUGGAAGCUUGGUUGCCCCGAAAUAUCUACGUUGUUGCAGGUGUCUUCAUAGCUAUCUCACUGCUACAGAUUUUUGGAAUUUUCCUAGCCAGGACAUUGAUUUCUGAUAUUGAAGCUGUAAAGGCAGGCAAUGCCUUCUGAAUAUAAAAUCAAACAUAUGUUGCAAAAAGUAUAUCUCAUUAUUCUUGAUCAGUUUCGAAAGUGGAAAGAAAUGUGCAGACCAUGAAAUACUCCUGGUAUUUAAAGCCUUAUGUGGAUCUUACCUGCUCAUGGGUUUUGCUACAAGCUGGUACAAAAAAGAAUCUCCAGCGCAUCUGUCUGCCUUUUUUCUAACGAGACAACUCGGUGCAUCAGAAUUGAUCUCUAGCGAGGAGGAAAUGGAAUUUCCCCAGUCAUUGGCAGAACUGCUUUUAAACUUGUAGCAAGGAGAAAUGAAACUGCUUUAAACUCCUUCCAUGAAGAAUUACCAUGAAGAUUGUUCUGAUUUUACUCUGAACUGUCGUCGCUUUCAGUGUUGUAAUCUCUUCAGAAGGCCUGCCGAUCUCUUAAGAAUAUUGAAAAUGUUUUAAUCUCUACAGUAGACUCAUGCAGUCAGUUGGGCAAGAUGACCAACAACCAUAAUCAUCACGGUAUUGGAAAUUGAAGAAAAAGUCACAGAUUUUCUAGUUCUUUUGUUCUCGGUUGUGCAGGAAUAGGGGAUAUUUCUGUUUGACUGGGAAUGAUGUGGAUGUCUCAGAAGCAGAAACUUGUGCUCAGCAUUGGAUAGCUUGAAUAACCCAAGCAGUUAUGAAAAUGCAUGAGGGGAAAAGUCUGACUCUGUAGCAUUAUGUGUUAGCAGUCUCCAUUUCAGGCAAGGGAAUGUGAAUCCCUAAUGCUUUUUCCUGUCUGAAAAAAAUGUAAAUAGUCUUUAUUUAUAGAAAAAGAAAAAAACUCUUUAAAAAUGUGUAACUUUUCAUUGUUCAGUGCUGUUUUUAUAUAUAUAUAUAUAUAUAAAAAAAGUGCUGCCUACAGAAAUUUGGAAGUGCAGUUUGUUUCAGUAGGUAGCAAGCAUGCUAAUGCUAGCUUUGGUUGUUUUUUUUUUUUCCUUUCCUCUGGUUUCUUUCACAUUUGCUAUGCUGAUGAUUACAAGCCCUAAUUGCUAGUAUCAAAGUUGAUGAAAACAUUCAGAUUCAGCAUUAAUCACUACUGAAGUCUGUUUUUUAAUCAAAAGGUAUGCAUUUAGUAGAACACUAGCUUUUGAAUUUUUUGUAGAUCUUCUAUAAAGCUACUAAACCAUCAGUUCUGUUUGUAUUCUAAUAUAUGGUUCAAAUGCCAAUCACAAUGUGCUGACCAGAACCAUUUCUUCACAAUUUCUUCUUACAGUAUCCAACUAAACUACUCCUGCUGAAGUGACUUUUGUGGCUUUUUUUUUUUUUUUUUUUUUUUUACCAGAAGAAAACUGAACUCUUCUUCCACUGAACUUUUUUUCCUGGUGGUUGAUCUGAAGUUCAGUAAGAUGUCCAGUCUUCUCUGAAAGCCACUGCAGUGGCUGCAAAAGUGUGGUCAUGCCUGGCAUACUAUUUUUAUCUGUAAAAGAUGGAUGUAUAUGGAUGAAAAUGUCUAGGAAGUAGUAGUUGGUUUUACAGUAGGCUGUAUAACUAACAUUGUUUACUGCUUCCAGUGGCACCCAUUUUUUCAGGGAGAGCAGAUUUUUUUUACAGUGCCUGAGAGUGUAAAUUUUAGAGAAGUAUAUAUUUUUCUAAUAAUAUUUUACUACAUGUAGUCUGUGUGAAGGAUUUAAUAGUUGUAUUUCCAAAGUAUACGGCCUUCUUAGGAAACCAAACUCCUAAAUCUCUUAUUUCCGUUUUUAUAUUAUGCAUGUAUUAAUGAACGUUUCACUGGCAGAAGCUGACCUGCAGUAAGAAUUUUUGUGUUGAUUGUCCAGAUGUUCUUCUAGCUCUUUAGUCUGCGAAAUGCUUCGCAGGCAAUGCUGUGCUUCUCAUGUAUAUUUCAGUGCAGCUUUGAUAGUUCUUUUUCUGGCCAGUGACUGAGACAGAACAGGAAAAGGAAGCUUGUCUAAGGAUGGCUUAUUUCCCUAGAACAGAGAACAGUCUACCAUUAUUCAUCUGAGAAACCUGAAAGUAAAAUCUAUAGAAGUGCCCAGUGACACUUUUUUUAGCUUUGAUAUGCAACAAGGGAAAAAUAACAGUAGAUCAAUGAAGGCAGAGCAAGAUGCAUUUCUUCUGCUGAGCCUUGAAUUUGUGGUCUGUAUUACCUAUUUGUUGAAUGUAGUCCAUUAGGAGCAGCCAAAUGUUAGCUGCUGUUACUGCUACUUUGCAAGCAGCAAAGCAGUGUUUUGUAACCUUAGCUUUUAACUCUGGUGCUUGAAACUCUUACAGCACCUCGUCAACCAGCUUGCUCUGUUCUGUGUAAUAAUCUGAUGUAUAUAAAAUUGGAGAAGGAUACUUCCUUUUGUAACUUUCUAUUUGUAAAACAUUACAUUGAAAAUUGCAUAAUGGGAGUACAUUUCACUUUGGCAUUUUUUGACACAAAGCAUGUAGUGCUGGGAAGUUGUUUCAAGAGUUGGUGAAAAUCAUCAUGGCUUCAAUGACGUAUGGAGUUUGUGCACUGAAGUCAGCUGCCACCGAGGGCCCGUACCAUUGACCAGAAUUUCACUGUCUGCAGAUCUUGCCAAGAUGUCUGAAGACAAAAGAAUACUUGGUUUCUUUGGUUCUUCAGUAUUCCGGUUUGUAUGCAAAGCAGAACUUAAUUAGUGUUGUCUUUCCACAGUUUGUUCUUAGUGGCCUUGGCCAUGUUAACACCAGCUUUGUAUCAAGACUCCAGUCAUUUGGAACUGAGUUCAAGAGAGCAAGUUCAACCUAUCUGAGGCUCUUUACAUUCAUGAGCAUUUAUGUUUUCACUGUGGAUAAACUCCUCUGCAUUUAUUCAGUAAAAUUUUUAAAAUCCUG